AUGCCAUAUUUGAUCAUGCAGGUGUUUGUGGGCCUGAUCAAUCUGCGCAAGAUCUGCAACCACCCAGACCUCUAUGAUGGGGGGCCGAAAGUGUUUCGUGACACAGAUGUUGCCGCACUGCCGCCUGAGAUGCGCUAUGGUUUCCCUGGCCGCUCAGGAAAGAUGGCUGUUGUGGAGUCCCUGCUACGGCUCUGGAAGAAACAGGGCCAUCGGGUGCUGCUCUUUACGCAAAGCCGCCAGAUGCUGGUGAUUCUGGAGCGCUUUGUCCAGGAGCAGGGCUACAAAUACAUGGUGAUGACUGGUGCCACGCCCAUUGCUUCCCGGCAGCCAGCCAUCACCAAGUUCAAUGCGGAGCCGUCAGUGUUUGUGUUCCUGCUGACAACACGGGUGGGUGGCCUGGGUGUGAACCUGACGGGUGCCGACCGGGUGGUCAUCUACGAUCCAGACUGGAACCCCAGCACAGACACACAGGCACGAGAGCGGGCGUGGCGCAUUGGCCAGCGCCGGGAUGUCACCGUCUACCGCCUGCUCACGGCUGGCACGAUUGAAGAGAAGAUUUACCAUAGGGUUGAUUGA
This is a messenger RNA of Dermacentor silvarum, 576 nucleotides long. Its product is annotated as DNA excision repair protein ERCC-6-like. Bases 1 to 576 code for a protein of 191 amino acids. The transcript has 4 exons. Gene Ontology annotation, cellular component: nucleus. The record is from RefSeq and is a predicted model, not a curated record. Gene Ontology annotation, molecular function: ATP-dependent activity, acting on DNA. Gene Ontology annotation, biological process: transcription-coupled nucleotide-excision repair. NCBI's taxonomy places the organism in Eukaryota, Metazoa, Arthropoda, Arachnida, Ixodida, Ixodidae.